Racocetra persica is the source of this 367-nucleotide messenger RNA. The record is from the annotation of a GenBank genome assembly. Lineage: Eukaryota; Fungi; Glomeromycota; Glomeromycetes; Diversisporales; Gigasporaceae.
AUGAACAGUACACAACGUGUUGAGAGCAUUAAUGGUGUAUUAAAAGCUGAAAUUAGUGCACGAACAACACUUAUAAAAUUGGUAGAAAAUGUUGAAAAGCAGAUUGAAAAUGAAGCUAAACAUCAAUGUGAAUCUAAAUAUCAAAAUCAGCUUCCAUCUGUUGGUUUAUCCAUGAUCCACAAUACAUUUUUUUUUAAAAUUGAUGAAGCUUUGAACAAGCAUUUAACUCUUGAAGCACUUGCCUGUCAAAGACUUCAAAUAAAUCAAUCUUGUCUUUAUCGCCUAUAUCAAAUUAACCUUUUAACUCUUAGCCAAAAUGGUUAUUCAGAAUAUACAUCUGGAUUUAUCAAAAAUGAUUAUCAAGAAA